AUGGAUGAGCGCUUCCAAAGGAUAGAACAUGACAAGGAGACCCUCAAGACUCAUGUCUUAGGAGAACUAGAUGCUUUCAAAGAAAGCAUGCUCCAAAUCAAAGAGAAGCUUGAGAAUUCCUUGAAGCUAUUUGAGAAAGUUCGAGUUUGGUUCGAGGAAGCAAAAUCUCAACCAACCAUUAUAAGGGAGACAACAAAGAUUGAUCUCCCAAAGCCAAAAGAGUUCAAGGGCGUGAGGGACGCUCGAGAGGUGGAUAAUUUCCUAUGCCAAAUGGAGAUGUACUUUGAAGGUCAAGGGGUGGUCGAAGAAGUAAUAAAGGAUGUUGAUGAGGCCAUCGUGGUGGUCGAAUCACUCACUGAGUAUCAUAGGAGAGACUCUAAACCCAAGUCUUCCUCUAAACCUAGUUCUACUAAAGGUGGGGGAGACAAGGAAAAGAGUUUCUCAACCAAGAAGGAAGAAAAAUACUCUUCAAAGAAAGAGUACGAGGAAAAGAAUAAGGCUUUCGUGCCCAAAGGAGGAUGUUUCGUGUGCAAGGGACCACACCAAAUGAAGAACUGUCCCAAGUUAGGGACUUUGGCAUCUAUCGCCGAGGAACGAGAAGCUCAAACUCAAGUAACUGAGUGUGUUGGAUCUAUCCAACACAUAAAUGCUGUGAAGGGCAAAGAAGCAAGUACUGCAGAAAAGAAAGGCUUGAUGUAUAUCAAAGCCUUUAUCAAUGAAAAACCUGUCAUGGCUAUGAUCGACAUUGGUGCUACACACAACUUCAUCACGCCUGAUGAAGCAAAGAGGCUUGGGUUGAAAAUCACCGAAAAGAAUGGUUGGUUCAAACCCGUGAAUACCAAGGGUGAACCCCUUAAGGGAGUAGCAAAAGGGGUUGAGACGACUCUUGGUUCUUGGAAGGGCCUUUUGGAUUUCUCAGUAGCACCCAUGGACGAUUUUAAAAUAGUCAUCAGGCUCGAUUUGCAAAGGAAGGCAAAUAUAAUACCUAUGCCAUACUAUGACGUAGUAUGUGUCAUGGAGAAAGGGUCUCCAUGCAUGGUCCCUACAGUCUCUAAAGUUGGCGGACCACCGAUACUGUCUGCUAUGAAACUCAAGAAAGGGUUCAAGAAGGGAGAGAUUACAUAUUUGGCUCUAUUACACGAAGAGUCAACAUCCGAAAGAGAAGACGUUCCUCCCAAAAUCAAGGAAGUCCUUGAAGAGAAUAAGGAUGUGAUGCCUCCCGAGUUGCCAAAACAACUACCACCUAGGAGAAAGGUGGACCACAAGAUUAAAUUGGAGUCAGGAGCAAAGCCGCUCGCUUUAACACCUUAUAGGAUGGCACCGCCAGAACUCAAGGAGUUGAAGAAGCAACUCAAGGAUUUGCUAGAUGCUGGGUUUAUCCGUCCAUCGAAGGCACCUUAUGGUGCACCAGUCUUGUUCCAAAAGAAGCAUGAUGGUUCAUUGAGAUUAUGCAUCGACUAUCGAGCACUGAACAAGGUAACCAUCAAGAACAAAUACCCCAUUCCUUUGAUAGCUGAUUUGUUUGAUCAACUUGGUAGAGCCAAGUGGUUCUCAAAGCUAGAUUUGAGGUCAGGAUAUCACCAAGUGAGAAUUGCCAAUGGUGAUGAGCCUAAGACCAUGUGUGUCACGAGGUAUGGAUCGUAUGAGUGGUUGGUGAUGCCUUUUGGCUUGACCAAUGCUCCUGCGACUUUCUGUACCUUGAUGAAUGAGAUCUUUCAACCUUACCUUGAUCGGUUUGUAGUGGUCUACUUGGAUGAUAUUGUUGUCUAUAGCAAUACCUUGGAGGAACAUGCAGAACACUUACGAACCGUAUUUAAGAUCUUGCGAGAGAAUAACCUAUAUGUGAAGAAGGAAAAGUGUUCCUUUGCAAGGGAAGAAGUCAACUUCUUGGGACACAUCAUUAAAGAUGGAACUCUCUGCAUGGAUCAAGGAAAGGGAUACUCAGCCGAGGCCGCACCAUUAACUGAUCUUCUCAAGAAGAAUCACUCUUGGGAAUGGUCAAAAGAGUGUCAAAAGGCUUUUGAUGAGUUGAAGGCUGCUAUCACAGAAGGACCAGUACUAGCACUACCCGACUACUCAAAGGAGUUUGAAGUCCACACUGAUGCUUUUGACUAUGCUAUUGGAGGAGUUCUGAUACAAGAAGGACAUCCUAUUACCUUUGAGAGUCGCAAGUUGAAUGAUACAUAG
This is a messenger RNA of Arachis duranensis, 2187 nucleotides long. RefSeq lists its product as uncharacterized. The record is from RefSeq and is a predicted model, not a curated record. Lineage: Eukaryota; Viridiplantae; Streptophyta; Magnoliopsida; Fabales; Fabaceae. The transcript is spliced from 3 exons. Bases 1 to 2187 code for a protein of 728 amino acids.